GCACGAAUCCAUACUUAGUAAUUUGAUUAAAGCGGCAUAUAGUUCCGAAGCAAAUAAAUUAGUUUUACCCUCUUGUUGUUGAUUCAAAUUUGCUGAGAAUUUGAGAAGUGAAAGAGAAGCAACAUUCAGAAAAAUAAUUGAAUACAUGGUAUUAAAUCUGCACCAGAUUCCUUUCCCUCGGGAAGUAGACAAAACGAUUCAGAUAAAGUCCUUUGCCUUUGGAGAUUCAAUCAUCAAAACCACUCAAUCAGCGGGGCAUGAUUUAGGAAAGGAGGGCUUGCACGAAUGCCAUGGUUAAACAUGCCAGUGCAAAUUGUUGUGAAAAUCUUGGUAGAGAGAAAAAGCAGGGGCUUUGGAGAAUAUGGUGGACAGGAGAGAUCAGUUGGUUGUGAGCAUAGGUUGUUCAAGAUUAGGGGCUGCCCUUUCUUCCCCUAAAUCAUUUUUUGGUGGAGUCAAGAAGUCAUCCUCAGUGCCCAUGUCACCAGCUAUGACUUCUUCAGUUGGCGGUCACAUACACCAGCUCCAGUGCGCAGGCCCAUUUUCAGGGUUCAUUAUCUGUGUAACAGGGCUAUCUAAAGAGGCAAGGAAUCAGGUUCAGGCUGCCACAGAGAGAAUGGGAGGCCACUACAGUCCUGAUCUGCAUCCUCGGUGCACUCAUCUUGUUGUUCAGAGCUUUGGUGGACGUAAAUUUGAGCAUGCCUUGAAGCAUGGAUUGAAACGAGGCCUUUUUAUUGUUACUUUGGCUUGGUUUGUAAAUUGUGUCAAAACCAAUGCCAGGCUGGAUGAAUCAGCUUACAGUGUGAAUAGCAUUGUACAUCCUGGAUUGCCUCUAGAGGAAUUUUCCCAACUUGUCGCAAUCACCAAUGCAGAGCACUCUUGUUUGCCUCUCAUUAGCCAUGAGGAUAGCAAGUCACUAAGCAAGGCUGUGCAACCGUUUUCUCAAUCUUCCAGCAAAGAUAUCUCAAAAAAUGCAGGAUCUGUACUCUCUGGUUACUGUUUGUAUAUUGACAUGGAUGUGCCAAGUGAACUGCAUAAAAAGGUAGCUGAGGCAGCACAAAGAGAAGGUGCAACAUGUGUAGAUCGUUGGUUCAUUGGAUGCAAUGCAACACAUGUAGUAUGUGAGGGUCCAUCAUUUCAAAGAUAUGUAGGCUACACCACAAACCUAGUAACGCCAUUAUGGAUAUUGAAGACAACAAAGGAGAGAUUUGUCCAGCGACUUGUCCAUUUUUCUGCUGACUUGGCUAGACAAAUAGCAAUCAUGUUGGAUAAUUUUCAAAGCAACCAUUUCGUACAGGAUGAAAAUAUUCAUGGACGUGGCUAUGGAAGUAUCUUGUCAAAACAUGGAAUUUGUGAUGAGAAAUAUAUACAGACAGAGGUUGAAGAACGAGAACAGAGAGUAAGUGCAGCCAAAGCAUGUGUUAGAAGGAGGCGGGGACCUCGUAUGCAACCAUGUCGAACAAUACCUCGGCCUUUAACACCAAGCAGCUUGUUGGAUUCAAUAUGUUGGUCAAUAUCUGAGCCAUUCUCUACUGCUUGUAUUUAUAUGGAUAAUCCUGCAAGUACACUAAUUGAAAGUGGACCAGACAUGGAAGGAAAUGACAGGAUGUCUGUAUUCUUUGAUGCACGUGAUAUUGGAAGAUAUUCAGAUGCUCGUAGUGGCAUUUCAGAAGAUGAAGUUCUUACUCGCUCAUUGAAGGAGAGUGAGAAAAGAGAGAUAAUUUACAGGGGUUUAUUUUUGACCAUAUUGUUUCCAAUUGAUCGAUUUGGAGAGAUGGGGCCAUCUUCAAGAACUUUCUUUAGUGAGAAAGGAUUCACACGAAUGCAUAUUUUAGAGCAUAUAUACUCUUUUUACCAGGAAAACAUGUCCCCUGAUGAAAUAGGAGUGUCAAUUCAUACAGAUUCAAAGCAUGCAGACCACCUCAGAUCCCUAUAUGCCAGCAGGGAGGCAGUAGAGCUUGGUUAUGUAGCAAUAAAGAGGAGUGAAUUCAUUGGAAGUCGAAGGAGUUUUGAAGGUUUGAAACGGGUCAGUAGGGAGAACACUGGCCAGGUAUAUGAACUAUGGCUUGGAGCAUGAUAUGCAGAUUAGAGUAUUCCAACUCCUACUUUAGAGUGACAGUUCUAUAUGGAGGGAAGUGUAUAGCCUUGAUUCUGCCAUGAAACAGCAUGAGUGGAUGGAAAUGAUUGAAACAUCAAAUAAGUGAAUUUGUUUGCACCAUCAGGCAUUUGUUUUAUAAUUGUAUAGAAGUUUUUGGAUGGUGAGGAUGCAUUUCAUAUGGUCAUGUUGUAUCCUCCCAAAGUUGUAAUAUAAGAAGCUCUGUCUAAAUAUGCUAGUAUUUGUUAUGAACAAAAGAGGGAUGUAUUUGUACCAACAAAUUUGGGUGUGCCUUAUUGGAAGGGGAAGUAACUACAAAUGUCUUGUUUGUAGAUCGUUGCAAAGCAUCAAGAUGAUGUUUUGCAACCUUAAAUACUUUCAAACAACUAUGCCAGGAUCCUUCUUUUCUUAAACAUUUUUUAGAGUCUGUGACCGUGAAUUUAACCAUGAUGUAACUCGAAGUGCACCUCAUUGAAGUAAUUUACGUGGCAUUCUUAGAAUUUAUUUACCAUUCAUUUAA
This is a messenger RNA of Cryptomeria japonica (Japanese cedar), 2612 nucleotides long. RefSeq lists its product as uncharacterized. The transcript is spliced from 11 exons. The record is from RefSeq and is a predicted model, not a curated record. The coding region runs from base 362 to 2074 and encodes 570 amino acids. NCBI's taxonomy places the organism in Eukaryota, Viridiplantae, Streptophyta, Pinopsida, Cupressales, Cupressaceae.